This is a messenger RNA of Aspergillus neoniger CBS 115656, 686 nucleotides long. RefSeq lists its product as uncharacterized. The transcript has a single exon. The coding region runs from base 301 to 459 and encodes 52 amino acids. Lineage: Eukaryota; Fungi; Ascomycota; Eurotiomycetes; Eurotiales; Aspergillaceae. The record is from RefSeq and is a predicted model, not a curated record.
GUUCACCAUGCAGGAAAGCCGGUUUGUGUAGUGCCUGACUUGAGCCAGGAGAAGGGGGCCCAGUAUCUACUCCGUAUGCCCACGAUCUUGAGAUUGACAUUGAGAUUUCGGAUGAUCAGAGGAUUGACCGGGCUAAAUUUGGUGUUCGGGCGUGGGUACUAAAUCAUGUUGCCAUGAGGCCGUGCGGAACACCUGGAGAGUACGUAUGGCCUCGUAAUCAGUGGCUCGAUUUAGGCCCAGCAGGAUAGGCCAGUCCUGGCCAAGACUUGUCACUGGGGCAAGUCGCCUUAUCGAUAUGUGAUGGACACAAGCUGGAAGCCACGAGAACACUUAUCAGUCGUUCUUUUGCUGGGGGCGCAGUUGGCUUUGGUCUCCCCCAAAUUUGGCUUCUUCGUUUCCUCUGACUUGUCUUACUUUAAUUUCUUUCCGUCGUUUUCAUUCCCAACCAUUCCCAACUGAAGACUUCAUCCGCCCAAUUGUUCAUCUUUCGUUUGCAUUCUGCUUCUUCACUCGUUUUCACCUCUACACGCCGUUCGUUCCGGACCACUCGGUCGCCACUCUUGGUCCUUGUCAAGUUUUGCUCGUUCAGAAACAAGGCACCCCUGUCAUUAUCUCUCGUUUUCUGUCUCGAAUUCUGUAAGCCAUUCGAAAGUGCGUACUUAUGACUGGCUCGUAGAACAGCUUGG